This is a messenger RNA of Copidosoma floridanum, 496 nucleotides long. RefSeq lists its product as uncharacterized. Lineage: Eukaryota; Metazoa; Arthropoda; Insecta; Hymenoptera; Encyrtidae. The record is from RefSeq and is a predicted model, not a curated record. Gene Ontology annotation, biological process: 2-oxoglutarate metabolic process.
CAUAACUGCGUCGGCACGCAUUCUAAAUUUCGGAUGUAAACCAUCACACUAUAUACUUAAUCUCAAAUUUUGUAGUUUUACAUGCCGUAAAAUCAAAAUAUCAGUUCAAGUGCAGGACAGUAUUAAAAUGGCGAGCAAAGGAUGGAAGAUUGUCCAGGCUCACGUGCCGCUGAUAAGAUUUCGAAAAGGCGGCAACAUCAGAGAUGUAGCGGGCGCAGGUCAGGUAGCGUCAGCUCUAUCUGGUCCAGGGCCGGCGAUAUCCAAGCCCGCGGGCGCCACGGGCCCGAACGUCGUCGUACUGCCAACGAUCGAUGAUUCUCAACUUCAACCCCGAUUUCGAAGACGAAUGAUCGACUCCAAAGAAAUCGAGUACAUUAACCGAGGAGGUCCCGAAUAAGUCUGUUAAUUCAAAAUAAAUGUUUAAUUAAAGAAGAAAUAUUUACUUCGAUGCUGUAAAAUUAAGGGAAAUUUAAGAAAAGUAUAAGAAAAAACAAUA